This is a messenger RNA of Kockovaella imperatae, 1626 nucleotides long. Its product is annotated as general substrate transporter. NCBI's taxonomy places the organism in Eukaryota, Fungi, Basidiomycota, Tremellomycetes, Tremellales, Cuniculitremaceae. Gene Ontology annotation, molecular function: carbohydrate:proton symporter activity. Gene Ontology annotation, cellular component: membrane. The coding region runs from base 1 to 1626 and encodes 541 amino acids. Gene Ontology annotation, biological process: transmembrane transport; carbohydrate transport. The record is from RefSeq and is a predicted model, not a curated record. The transcript is spliced from 13 exons.
AUGUCUCAAAUCGACGAGAAAGCCGAUAUCAUUCAGAAUGAAGCGCCCAUCCUCGAGGGAGGCGCGCAGACGGAGCUCAAUCAUGAGGGAGUCCGCAAGUCUGCUUUCGACAACCUUGGCGUCUGGGAGACUGCGAAGACGUUCAGACGAGCAGUAUUCUUCUGUGUCGCUUGCUACACCAUGAGUAUGCUCGAUGGAUGGUCAGUCUCUGUCGCUGGAUCGAUUGUCGUCAACAAGGGAUUCGUAAACCAAUUUGGUACUAGGGCAGGCCAGACGGGAGUUCAGCAGCUGUCGCCGACGUGGCUCUCCGCUUGGCAGUGUAUGUAUAACUGUGGUCAAUUCCUGUGUCUUCCCACCAUUCCCUACAUCGCCAACCGUUACGGUCGAGUCUUUGUCUUCUGGAUGUCUUUGCUUUCCUUCUUGAUCGGCAUGGUCUGUCUGACAAUUGCGAGAACUCCUGCUGUCUGGACUGUCGGUCAAUUCUUCUGUGGACUCUCAGGCGCCAUGGAACAGCUCUCAGUCACUCCCUACGCAGUGGAAAUUGCCCCUACAAGAAUUCGAGGUGGUUUGGUCACAUUCCAGGCGGUCUGGUCAUCCAUCUUCCAGAUCAUCCUCGCCUUCAUGCUCGAAAUCAUGAACCGAAAGUACCCUUACGACUGGUUAAAGCCUCUCUACGUCGUCUGGCCCCUUGCUGGAAUCAUCUUUGUCGCUAUCAUCUUGCUCCCUGAAAGCCCCUGGUUCUACGCAAGACGAGGAAACAAGGAGAAGGCCAUCAAGUCUCUUAAUAGACUCUACAAGGGUGUUCCGGGCUAUGACGUCGAGGAGGAAUACGCCGUCAUCCUGCGAACGCUCUCACACGAACAGCAGAUGCUUGACCUCCAAGGCGGAGGAGAGAGCUGGUUGGAUCUUUUCAGACGCGGCAAUCUGAAGCGAACUGUCAUUGUCAUGGCUUUCGAGGCUGGUAUCUUGCUCGGAGGACUAUCCAUGGUCGGAAACUUCAAGACUUACUUCUUUGCCAUUGCCGGAGGAAUCAACCCUUUCUUGGCCAACUUGAUCACCUCCAUCGUCAACCUCUUCAUCGUCGCGGUCUACAGCGCCAUUGCCGACAAGAUUGGCCGUCGAACCCCUGUCCUCGUCUGUUUCAUCGUUGUCUGCGUCACCCUCUGGAUUAUGGGAGGUCUUUACUACGUUUCGGCUGGCAAGGUCGUCGGAGGAGUGCUUGUCACCUGCGCUUGUCUCUGGAGUGGUGCAGAGACCAUUACUCAAAAUGUGUACUGGCUCAUGGCUGCUGAACUUCCCUCCGCUCAGCUUCGACUCAAGACUUGCUCUGCUGGUCUCUUCUGGGGAGCUGCUCUUGGAAUGUCCACUGUCUUUGCCGUCCCGCCUUCUCUUGACGCCCUCGGUCUCCGCUCUUCCUUCAUUUGGGCGGCUUUGACCGUCCCAGUCUGCGUCUUCCUGUACUUCUACCUGCCAGAGACCAAGGGACGAUGCUCUGCCGAGAUUGAUGAAUUGUUCGAGCGUGGUGUACCAGCCUGGAAGUGGUCUACUACCGUCACAUCUGUUGAGGACCAGCUCAGAGAGGCUCAACUCUCGGGACAGAUCGCGAACAAGGAGAAUUUCGCUUAA